This is a messenger RNA of Cicer arietinum (chickpea), 1707 nucleotides long. RefSeq names its product cytochrome P450 76T24-like. Gene Ontology annotation, molecular function: heme binding; oxidoreductase activity, acting on paired donors, with incorporation or reduction of molecular oxygen; monooxygenase activity. The record is from RefSeq and is a predicted model, not a curated record. NCBI's taxonomy places the organism in Eukaryota, Viridiplantae, Streptophyta, Magnoliopsida, Fabales, Fabaceae.
UUAAGGUAGAAGAGCCACAACAUGGACUACCAACAACUUUUGAUACUAAUUUCCUUUAUUGUCUUCUUCAUACUUAGAAAAUUAAACCAACCCCAAAAUUCUAAAAAACUUCCUCCAGGACCAAACCCACUUCCCAUAAUUGGAAACAUCUUAGAAUUUGGCAAAACCCCACACAAGACACUCACAAAACUCUCAAAAAUCUAUGGACCAAUCAUGACACUAAAACUAGGAAGAAUAACAACCAUAGUAAUUUCAUCACCACAACUAGCCAAACAAGUGUUACAUGAAAAUGCCCAAAUCUUCUCUAAUAGAACUGUUCCACAUGCAGCAUGUGCACUUGAUCAUCAAAAUUUCUCAGUUGGGUGGCUUCCAACAUCACCCUUGUGGAAAAAACUAAGAAAAUUUUGUGUGACAAACUUAUUUUCUCCAAAAAUGCUUGACUCAACAAAAAUAAUUCGCCAAAAAAAGUUGCAAGAUUUAUUGGAUUAUGUGAAGGAAAAAAGCAACAAAGGUGAGGUUUUUAAUUUUGGUGAAGCUGUUUUUGUAACCGUCCUUAAUACAAUUUCAAACAUUUUGUUCUCUAUGGAUAUGGCUCAUUAUGAAAAGUAUCAUGAGUUUGAGAACAUUAUUAGGGGUCUCUCAAAUGUUAUUGGGCAGCCUAAUAUUGCUGAUUUCUUUCCAAUUCUUCGUCCCUUGGAUCCACAACGUUUGCAUGCUGGAACAGUCAAUUACUGGGGGAAGUUGUGUAAGAUUAUUGAGGGAAUUGUUGAAGAAAGAGUUUCCAAAAAUGAUUCUAAAGUUUGCAAUGAUGUGUUAGAUUCACUUCUUAACAAUAUUGGAGAACCUAGUUUUGAUCAGUUCAGCCACGAGGAGAUAUUACAUCUGCUUCCGGAUUUAUUUGUUGCUGCGAUUGACUCAACAUCAAACACAAUUGAAUGGAUUAUGGCAGAGCUACUAAAUAACCCUGACAAAUUGACAAAAGUAAGAAAAGAGUUGUUUGAAACAAUUGGCAAAAAUGAAACAAUUGAAGAAUCAGAUAUUACCAAAUUACCUUUCUUACAAGCAGUGGUGAAGGAAACAUUCCGAUUGCACCCACCAGCUCCAUUAUUUCUACCCCAUAAAUGUGAUGAAUUUGUGAACAUAUUUGGCUUCAAUGUGCCUAAAAAUGCACAAGUACUAGUCAAUGUGUGGGCCAUAGGAAGAGAUCCAACCAUUUGGAAAAAUCCAAAUAUGUUCAUGCCUGAAAGAUUUUUGGAGUGUGAUAUUAACUAUAAGGGCAAUAAUUUUGAGCUUAUACCCUUUGGGGCAGGCAAAAGAAUUUGUCCAGGAUUGCCAUUAGCUCAUAGGAGUGUGCAUUUAAUUGUGGCUUCCAUUCUAUACAAUUUUGAAUUGAAGCUUGCUGAUGGACUAAUGCCUGAACAUAUGAAUAUGGAGGAGCGAUCUGGAUUAACCUUAAAGAGGCUCCAACCUCUUCGAGUUCAAGCUACUUCAAUCAAGCAUGGUUAAUUAUUAUAUACAAAAAUAAUACUUCUCAUGCUAUAUGUGUGUAUAUUUCAGUUAUUAUAUAUUUAUUAUUUUUAUUAUUGUAUAUAGAUGAAUGUAUUUUGUUCCAUUAAAAUAUAUAUGUCAUUGUAGUCUCUUAGUAGUACAGAUUAUUAAGAAAUGAUGAAAUAAAAAGAAGAAUGUGAGUAAUUGUGUUUGCUACAA